Cylicostephanus goldi is the source of this 989-nucleotide messenger RNA. Lineage: Eukaryota; Metazoa; Nematoda; Chromadorea; Rhabditida; Strongylidae. The record is from the annotation of a GenBank genome assembly.
AUGGGAAUUUCUGUAGACUAUCCUAGUCCGCCUUUUGUACCUCGAAAGUAUCCAGAAUUGGCUGUAGAAAUGAAUGGAAAACUAGGCGCUGAACUGCAAACUUCUUCUGAAGAACAUAUCAGUGGAGAUAGCAGAGCUGCAAAUGGCUAUACAGAGCAUGAAAACUAUGAAGACACGUGCCCUCUGGAUCCGGCAGAGAGAGGCAAUGGCAGAAUGGGAGACCUUGGGACUGAUGAGGACCCUGAGGAUGCUGAAGAUUCGGACGACUGGGACAGGCGCGUAAUAGUGCGCAAACGAGAACUGGUCCCCGAAGAAGAGGCUAGAUUACCGUGGCAUGCACCACCUCUCGAGAUGUACAAAAGGGUUGCAGAAGCUAUACAUGGCUUGGAUAUGAUAAAGGAAGGCGACAAAAUCUUAGUAUGCUUAUCCGGUGGUAAAGAUUCACUCUCCUUGCUGCAUAUCCUGCAUUUUUAUCAAAUGAGAUGUAGAAAGAAUAAGAGUACAAAUUUCGAGCUCGGUGCUAUUACGGUAGAUCCUGGAUCAACAGCUUACAAUCCUCGCCCAUUGAUUGAAUAUUGUCGGUCAUUGAAUAUUGAUUACUUCUACGAAGAACAAGACAUCAUCGGACAUGCAAGAAAGAUAGAGAAUUUGCGAUCGAUUUGUGCAUACUGUAGCAGAAUGAAGAGAGGACGAUUAGCUGCCGCAGCUCAUCUUCAUGGAUGGAAUGUAUUGGCUAUGGGCCAACAUCUUGAUGAUGUGGUGGAGAGUUUCUUCAUCGCUGCCUUUCAAAAUGGUAAUUUGAGCACAAUGAAAGCCCACGAUGGAACGUUGAGAGUGAUUCGGCCGCUAAUCUUUGUUCGAGAACGGGCUCUGCGCGAGUUUGCCGAUUCUCGAGGUUUGCCAGUUGUCGCUGAAAAUUGUCCAGCGUGCUUUAAUCAAGCAACGGAAAGACACAGGAUCAAACAGGUACGAGAAAAGAAACUAUAAGG